UUUAGUUCACAUCACUAGCAUAUUAGCCAUUGUCGGAAAAUUUUCUUGCGCAUACGGCUUGUUAUACCAGUUGUCAAAUAUAAUUGUUAAAAUAAUUGCAAUCUUAUUGCAAAAACAUUCAUAACCAAGAACAUUAAGUUUGUUCAUUUUAAUACAUUAAACCAAAAGGAAAAUGCGUGGUCGCGGCAACUACAUUCCACGUGGAGGCGGCACCAUGCGCGGCGGUGGCGGCUAUUACAACAACCGCAAUUCCAGCAAUUACGUGAACACACGUACCCAAGGGAACUAUCGGCCAAACAAUGGACGAUAUGAGAACAACUAUCAUCAUAACAAUCGCUACAGUGGUGGGAAUAAUAACAACUCCAACAACGACCACUACGAUAACCGCAACCGCGAUAAGUUUAACAACCAUCAUAACUCGAGCACCGGCGGACGCUAUGAUUCAGGCUCUUCUCACAAGCGCAGCUAUGAUUCAUCUCGUGAUCGUGGCGAUGACCGCAAACGUCCACGUCAAGACGAUUACCGUCGCACGUCGUCGUCAAAUGAUCACAAUGAUCGUCCAUCGUCUUCAUCGCAGAACAUGGGCUCAUCUUCGUCCAGUUACCAUCAACGGAACAGCACUGGCGGUGGUGGUGGCGGUAGCUCAAGCUCAUAUCGGCCACGAGAUGAUUCUGGCAGCCAGCGACAUCAGCGCGAUUCAUCGAUGGGUCCGCCAAAGCGGCCGCUAUUACGCAGUGUCGCCGGCACAAGUUAUAUAUCACGGCCGCGGGGCUCAAUGUCCAUACGCGGCGGCAUGAUGCGCAACAACAUGCGCGGCGUUGGCACCAUGAGGAUUGUGCGUCCGCGCCUCAACGAAUCUAAUGAUCUGCGUACUAUGCGCCGUCAGCUGCUCUAUGCACAGCAGAAAGAUCGCGCUCGUCUGCUCAAGAUACAACAAUUGAAAAGCUCGUUGCGGCGCCAACGCCAGGCAGGGAACAGCAGCGAUAACUCUAGCGACGACAAUGAUGACUCUGAUAAAGCUGACAAGGGGGACCAUUCUGAUAAAAAGAAGAUGAAGAGCAAUGAAGAUGAUGGCGAAGAAGACGAGGACAACGACGAUAAAGAUGGCGCUGAUGGGGAGGAUAAGAAGAACGAAACGACUAAAAAGUCGACAAUCAAAAAACGUAGCAACAAAACGGCAACCGAAGAUGCCGAGGGCAAGUCGCAUGAUGACAAGGGUAAAGACGAUGACGAUGAUCAGGAGCUAGAUGAUAACAAUGGCGCGGAGAAAAAAAAAGCCAAAGUUGGCACCGAUGAUGAUGAUGAUGCUUAUGAGGAGGCGGGCAAGGGCAAGACCGAUGAGUCCGGUGACAAUGCCGAUAAGCCCAAAGAGAAGGGCAAAUCCUCGGAUACAGCUGAAAAGUCAAUAGGUAAGAAAAAAGAUAAAGAUGGCGACGACAAGGACUCCAAAUCAAAGAAGUCGUCCAGCAAGAAGGAUCGCUCGGCGCGCAAGGACAAAGACGAGAGCGAAGAUGAUCGCAAGGAACGUCGGACAACCUCUCGUCAUCGUGACGAUGAACACAAUUUGCGCCCGCGCACGUUUAUUAAACUCACCUGCGUGCAUUGUCGUAUUAAGUGCGUUACUUUCAAGGAAUAUCACUAUCACCUGAACUCACGUACACACAAGAAUUCGAUGCGUACAGUUGCAUUGCGUCAGCGUGCAGACUUGCAGCGCAUGCGUGCCCGUCAACGCACAACACAGCGUGAGAUUGAGGAAAACAGCAAGGAAGAGUACGAGUCGCGUUAUUGUCGCCUUUGCCGAUUGGCCUAUCGCCAGCCGAAAAAUCUGCAUCAAGCCUCCGAGCAUCACAAGACGAUCAAGAAGUUCCUGAUGCCCUACUGUGGCUCCUGUCACCUGGCAUUUAAGAAUGCCAUGCUUUAUGAAAACCACCGCUGCUCGUUGGAGCACAUAAGAAAUAAAGCGCGCAAUGACGAGUCCGGCUCGGAGGACAGCGUUGACGAGCGUGAAAUUGAUUUGAAUAAAUUCCUUACCGUUGAUUCGGUAGGCGAGAUUGAUGACGACAUUAUGGAUGCUGAUGUUGAUGCUAUGCUGCUUCAGGCUGAAACAGCGCAGAAGAGUGCAGACGAAGAGACUCGUAAACGCGGUCUCAUUGGACUGGAAUUCAUCAAGGCUGUCGAGGCCUUUUAUUGUGAAAUUUGCAAUCAUUAUUCAUCCAAGCAAGGCGAUGAUACUUUGGAGGCGUACACAAAGAAGCAUUGCUUGCAGCAUUUGCAUGUUAAGAACUAUCUGCGCCAUAAGGAAGAGACGGAAAAAAAGUCCAAAUCGGAUGAAGGCGAAGAUGAUGAUCCAGACGUCGAUGAGGAGGGUAAUAAGCUACCUAAAGAUACUGACGAAGCAGAGGCAGAAGAAGAUAUUGAAAUGGAAGCCAAGGAUGAAGAUGAAGAGGAAGAGGAUUACGAGGGCGAAGAUGGUGAUGGAUCGCAUGAUGAGAAACUGUGGGAGGAAGUUGACAAGGAUUUGGGUGAUUUGUUAGCGGAAGUCAAACCACUGACCCACGAAGAAGAGGAUGAGGAAGACGAAUCUGUGCUGAAUAUUGACAUCGAAAGUGAAAAGAAUAAGCUAAAGGAUGUCAAAGAUGAAUCCAAUGGCAACGCAGACGAGUCUGCAAAAGAUAUUAAGCCAGCUGCCAACACACCAGAUAAAAAGCCAGCUGCUCCAACAAACACACCGACAAAAUCCGCAACUGCUGUCAAAGCGGAGUCAACAACGGCUAACAAAGCAAUGGCCAAAGUGAUCAAGGCCAACCGACCCGGCCCGGCCUCAAUGAAACGUCAGGUGUUGGUCAGCCUGAAACGCACCUCAGCAGCAGACAUCAAGGCGGCUACCAAAUCUGCAACUGACUCAAAAUGAGCACGACCUGUCUACCAUUCAUACACACUAACAGACCCACAUGGAUAGCUGCAGUGAUUUAGUUGCUGCAUAAUAAAGAAAACCACAUUUGAAA
Drosophila hydei is the source of this 3005-nucleotide messenger RNA. It is a transcript of the gene Ciz1, whose product is annotated as probable WRKY transcription factor protein 1. NCBI's taxonomy places the organism in Eukaryota, Metazoa, Arthropoda, Insecta, Diptera, Drosophilidae. The record is from RefSeq and is a predicted model, not a curated record. Bases 173 to 2911 code for a protein of 912 amino acids. The transcript has 8 exons.